AGGAGAGGAGAGGGUGGGCAGGAGCACCCCACCUUGCCCCACUCUGGGACCAGACGCCAGACGCUGACCUGGGAGAGACCCCCUCUCCCUCUCUGGCCUCUCCUCCCAGCCUCCACUCCCCAGAAGUUUGGGGGGAUUCACCUCUCCGCAGUCUCUUCCUGGAGGGUUUUGCCACUGUGCUGGCAUCAGCAGGGAGUCACAGGCGGACCCGCACAACUCAGAGGCUUCUAGGAAAGCGGAGGCCCCUUGCAGCAGGACAAGCAGAAAGGCCUCUAGGAGAUGAGGCACAGGCCCUGGUGACCCUGAAGUCUAGCAGCUGGAAGGGCAGCAGGGCAGCCCCUUCCCCACAACCUUCCUUCCUUCUGCUACAGAACCCCUAUCAAGUUAGUCCAGCAGGAAGUAGGGCCCCCACCACCCCUGAUGCUGCUCCCAGGGUCUAGAAGACUGGUGUGUGGGGCUGCAGGAACUGGGGCCGCUUAUCCUACCCAAGCUGCCAGGAGUCAAGGCUGGGUUUCUUCGUCCGGUCCUUUCUCAAAGCACGAGGCACCAGGCAAGCAGCGGUUACUUUUGUCCAUUCGCCGAACGUAUGCACGGAGCUGGGCGGCAACCUAGCUCAAGAGCAAGUGGCACAAGCCCUGGGAGACCAGAAGAUUUCCUGGCCAUUCAGCAUGGUUUCCCAGGGAUCCUCGCCGUCCCUCCUGGAAGCCCUGAGCAGCGAUUUCCUGGCCUGUAAAAUAUGCCUGGAGCAGCUUCGUGCUCCCAAAACGUUGCCCUGCCUGCACACCUACUGCCAGGACUGCCUGGCCCAGCUGGCCGAUGGUGGCCACCUCCGCUGCCCCGAGUGCCGUGAGACUGUGCCUGUGCCACCGGCGGGUGUGGCCGCCUUCAAGACCAACUUCUUCGUCAAUGGGCUCCUGGAUCUGGUGAGGGCCCGCGCUGGCGGAGACCUGCGUGCGGGGAAGCCCGCCUGUGCGCUGUGUCCCCUGAUGGGGGGUGCUGGCACCGGGGGGCCGGCCACAGCCCGGUGCCUGGACUGUGCGGAUGACCUGUGCCAGGCCUGCGCCGACGGGCACCGCUGCACCCGGCAGACCCACACCCACCGGGUGGUGGACCUGGUGGGCUACAGGGCGGGCUGGUACGAUGAGGAGGCCCGGGAGCGCCAGGCGGCCCAGUGCCCCCAGCAUCCCGGGGAGGCCCUGCGCUUCCUGUGCCAGCCCUGCUCCCAGCUGCUGUGCCGCGAGUGCCGCCUGGACCCCCACCUGGACCACCCCUGCCUGCCACUGGCCGAAGCCGUGCGUGCCCGGAGGCCCGGCCUAGAGGAGCUGCUGGCAGGUGUGGACAACAACCUGGCUGAGCUCGAAUCCGCGAGGAUGGUGGAAAAGGAAGCCUUGGCCCGGCUGCGGGAGCAGGCAGCUAGGGUGGGGACCCAGGUGGAGGAGGUGGCUGAGGGGGUCCUCCGGGCCCUCCUGGCCCAGAAGCAGGAGGUCCUGGGGCAGCUACGGGCCCACGUGGAGGCUGCUGAGGAGGCCGCUCGGGAGAGACUGGGGGAGCUGGAGGGCCGGGAGCAGGUGGCCAGGGCGGCGGCUGCCUUUGCCCGUCGGGUGCUCAGCCUGGGCCGCGAGGCUGAGAUACUCUCGCUGGAAGGGGCAAUUGCCCAGAGGCUCCGGCAGCUGCAGGGUUGCCCCUGGAUGCCUGGGCCAGCCCCCUGCCUGCUGCCCCAGCUGGAGCUCCAUCCUGGGCUCUUGGACAAGAACUGCCACCUGCUACGACUCUCCUUUGAGGAGCAGCCCCAGAAGUGGGCUGAGCAGCCCCAGAAGGACAGUGGGAAAGUUGAAGCUGAAAGCCAGGGAGGGGAUGAAACUCAGAGCCGCAGAGAGGAUGGAGCCAAGUCGGAGAGACAAGGUGGAAUCCAGCCCCAGAACAGGGAUGGAGCUUAUACCCCAAAGGAGAACAGAGCCCAGACACCCCAGGAAGAUGGAGCCCAGACCCCGAAGGAGGACAGAGCCAAGACACCCCAGGAAGAUGGAGCCCAGACCCCAAAAGAGGGCAGAGCCCAGACACCCCUGGAAGACGAAGGAGCCCAGACCCCGAGGGGCAGCAGAUCCAACAAGAAGAGGAAGUUCAAAGGCAGGCUCAAGUCAAUUUCGCGGGAGCCCAGCCCAGCACCUGGGCUAAACCUGGAGGGCUCCGGCCUCCUCCCCAGGCCCAUUUUUUCCUGCAGCUUCCCUACGCGGAUGCCCGGAGACAAGCGGUCUCCUCGGAUCACGGGGCUCUGUCCCUUCGGCCCCCGGGAGAUACUGGUGGCCGAUGAGCAGAACAGGGCACUGAAGCGCUUCUCCCUCAGUGGUGACUACAGGGGCGCAGUGCCUGUCCCUGAGGGCUGCUCCCCGUGCAGCGUGGCUGCCCUGCAGGGGGCAGUGGCCUUCUCGGCUGGCGCCAGGCUCUACCUCAUCAGCCCCGACGGCGAGGUGCAGUGGCGCCGGGCCCUGAGCCUCUCCCAGGCCAGCCACGCCGUGGCCGCGAUGCCAAGUGGGGACCGGGUGGCCGUCAGUGUGUCGGGCCACGUGGAGGUGUACAACAUGGAAGGCAGCCUGGCCACCCGGUUUAUCCCAGGGGGCAAGGCUAACAGGGGCCUGCGGGCACUGGUGUUCCUGACUGCCAGCCCCCAGGGCAAUUUUGUGGGGUCCGACUGGCAGCAGAAUAGCGUGGUGGUCUGUGAUGGGCUGGGUCAGGUGAUUGGGGAGUACCGGGGGCCAGGCCUGCAUGGCUGCCAGCCAGGCUCUGUGUCUGUGGAUAAGAAAGGCUACAUCUUUCUGACCCUUCGUGAGGUCAACAAGGUGGUGAUCCUGGAUCCAAAGGGGUCACUGCUCGGCGACUUCCUGACAGCCUAUCAUGGUCUGGAAAAGCCCCGGGUGACCACCAUGGUGGACGGCAGGCACCUGGUCGUGUCCCUCAGUAACGGGACCAUCCAUGUCUUCCGGGUCCGCCCUUCUGAUAGUUAAAGGGCUAGGACUGGGGAGGGACUGGGGUGGGGGAGGGGAGGGGGGAGGACUGUCGGGAGGGACGAGGGAGGCCAGGCCGCCAUGGCAUGUGGUGGCCGAGGGCAUUUUCCCAGAAGGCAGGGGCUGGCAACCUUUCAAUGUGAAGUGCCAAACUGCUAACCCCUCUUCGGGUGUGCAGGAAUGGGACCAAGAGCAGUGGUGUGACCACAGCUCUCAGAAGCAGAGGAGGAGGGGAGGAGGGCGCCAGGAACUAACCGUGCCUCCUGCUUUUUGUGGGUGACUGUCUGCCUCUGCCGUCACUGCCCUUGUAGAUGAGGUUUCUGAAAUUUGUAAGCUUGUGCUGAUUUUCAUUCUUCGAAACCAUUCCCAAUGGAAUGGCCCAGGGAGAGUCUGUGUGUGGUGUGGGGCGGGGGGCGGGCUGGCAGAAGGAAUCCUCUGAGCCAAGAAGGGCUCAGGGUAUGUCUGUCACGUGCCCCCUGGAAGAGAGCUGAGAACCCAGCUUCCCCUCAGACUGGAACAGGGGGACAUGCCAGGUCACAAGAGGCCUGGGAUUUUGACACGGCCACAGCCAGGAAGUAAAGGUUCCUCUGGUCAUAGUGUCCCCCAGCAAAGUAGGGAGAAAAUCUGGCCUUCAUUUGGCUGAACUAAAGGGUGAAGGGAUUUGCCCUCAGGUAGGCCAUUAUUGCUGAGGAAAACAACCUCACCUGAACCCUGGAGGCCAGGUGUGGGACUGUGGGGCCACAGCAGUAGUGGGGCUGGGCUGGGUGGGGGAAUGGAAACCACAGGGAAGGAUUCCGUCGGAGGUGAGUCAGGACCACCGGUCUCUUGAGUGGACGGGUUGAGCCAGGGGCUGUCGCAAGGUGACCAAAGUGAAUUUAAUGUAGGGAUGGUGGACUAUGGAAUGUUCAUGAGAACCAGAGGGAUUUUGGACAAGUCCAGAGGGAAAGUGCAGGGCAUUCGGAGUGGGGAAAAGAAACCCCUUUCCUGGAGAGGUUAUUGCUUGUUCAUUGGAGUGAUAGGGGAAAUAAAUUGUCAGUGUCAAGUGGACAAAUUCAAUUAUAUAAAAACCUCAAACGUUUGCACAGCAAAGAAUAACGAGAGAAAGGGAAAGGGAAACCAGUUAAGAGGAGCAAACUAUGUAGAACUGGGCUGAGUAAGAGCUGAGCCUCCAGUGACCAAGAGAUGUACUUGGUUCAAAAGACCAAACAGGCUGGCACCCAGGAGGAAACGCACACAGGCCAGCACCAGGAAACUCGAAGUCAACCCCUUGCAUUCGCCAAAACUACAUUGAAAAAGUAUGUCGUGGAGUGGUAGACUCCCGGCGCUAUGGAGCGAUGCUUUUUGGAAAGCCGUUUGGCAAUACUUGACAAAGGUAGAAAGGAAUGACUGUACGACUAAGUUAUCUCACUUUGGGGACUACAUUCUGGGAAAAUAAUUCAAAAGAAAGAAAGUAUUAGCACAGAGAUAUUUGUGGCCACUUCUGUAUCACAGUCAUCGACUGGAAACUGCUUGGCUGUGGGGGACAGCCAAGUAGAUUGUGGUCUAUUAGGACAAUGAGCUACUGCCUUCACGUAUGACAGCUAUGAAAACUAUUUUAAAGAAUAUGAUGCUAUGUGAUGCAAUCAUAGCCAAAAAAAAAAAAAGAAUUUGGAAUUACGAUCACAUAAUGAUAGCAACAAGGUAAAAGUAUGUCUGAAUAGUUAUCGAGUGGAAAUAGGUUCAACAUUUGUAAAUAGUGAUUUGGGAGACUGGGUUCUGGUCCUUUUGUGCUGUUACUCAUAUACACACAUUUCUACUUCAGUUAUUAUUGACCAUUAAAUAACAUGUAUGCUUGAAUAUUUACUUCAAAAACAUACACUUCUAUAAAUGAUAUUCGAGAAUAGCUAUUGGAUUGGCAAAUGAGUGUGUCAGGGCAAACGACACUGUCCAGUUGAAGGAGAGGCAGGAGUCGGAUUCCCAGCGGGCUGGGGCACGGCAGGGAGGAAGGGCCAUCAGAGCAGGGGCCUGUCUGGUGACUGACUAAGGAACCUGCCCUGGGGAGGUAUGCAGAGGUCGGGGACUCCUCCGGGUUGAUCAGAUCAUUGUGGAGUGUCCACAAGGCAAGGGAAGGUCUUGUUGAGUUCAUCCACUAAUUGAGACCAACUUGGUGGGAAACCAAGUGGUGUUUCUAGAGAACCAACUAAUAUCGGGUGAGUUGUAUGGGGGUGGGAGUGAGGACAGGGUCUUCUCUUUUUUGCAGCUCUAUUUGCAGAGAGCACAGUGAUGGCUCAUAGUAGGUGCUCAGUGAACGUCUAUGAAAUGAAUUAAUAUCUAGAAAAAGCACAAGACAGCUGUAAGACUCUUCCCAGAGGUUUCCCACCUCAGAUGUCUAAAAACAUCUGAGGUUGUCCAAAACCUUAGCUUAUGGGAAAUCUCUGGUAGGGGGCACUGUGGACACAGGCCACCGUCUGCCUCCCAGGAGGUGGCCCAGCUCUGAGUCACAAAGGAGAUGAGACUGGCGUGUCUUGCUUGUGUGUGAAGGGGGACCUGGUGAGUCAUAGGCUCUGGGGAUCACAUACCUUCAGGUUAGAAAAACAGUUUUGCAGAGCUGUGUGGGAACCACGAGAAUGUCACCUGGCUGCUGCAGGGACCGCGUGACUUUCCAGGAAACUAUAGGAUUCCUGGGAGGCCGGACAUUGGAAGAUUGACGGAAGUACUAACUUUUCCUCAUUAAGCGGCAGGGGUAGCAAGGCACUGGCAUAAGGUGAAACAGAAGGAAAGUACAGCUUUGAGCAUAAUUUGGGUGUAAAAAUCCCCAGCACCUUAACCGUGACCCAGAAAUCCCACUCGGCACCGCGAGAAAGUUCUUGGUUAAACUAUAGAUGUUAAGAAAUCAGGAACAUCCUGAAACAUACAUCCUGCUUACAGACACACACACACACACACACACACACCGCAUUUGACUAUGACAGUUAACUUGAUCAAUCAUUCCGUUUCAUGUUUGGAACUUUCCAGGUUGUGCAUAUACUGGUGAAGGAAGCAUGCCGUUUGGGUAGAGAGGGAAUAGAAAACCUCUUCCAUAAUCUUUGUGUCUAAUAAAGGGAAGGGAGUGAGGUAGCAGAGACCUGGGUUGAGCGCCGGCUCCUCCACGAAAUAGCUGUGUGAUCUUGGCUAGCUUCCUCACUUCUCUGAACCUCAGUUUGUACAUCAGUAAAACAGGGAUCACAAUAGGCACCAUGCCCACCUCAUGGGGUUGUUUGUGAGUACUGGGUGAGAAGGACGGAGAAGUGCUUUGUGGACCAUUAAGCUCGCAUCCGAGGUGUGGGUUAGGAGCAAGCUCAACUGACAUGUGCUGACCUACCGCGGACUCUUCCGUUGGCAAGCCUGUACGGGGGUGUUAUAUGCACAUAUUGUGAGGUCAGAGCUCAAGAAGGUCCGGGUAGAGUUGACCUGUUUCUCCUUGGGAGGAGGUGUUUUGUUUUGCUUUGUAGCAGUUAUUUGAAGAAGCCAUGUGUGUAAGACACAGCAGGAACCGUAGGAGCAGAAGGGACCAAUGGCCAGCUUGCUAAGAUUCAGUGCUGUUCUUAAAAGCCAGCUGAGAACCAGCUUGUGCUAAUGAAGGACUGAGAACCAUAGACACUUAGGAAUAAGUUCGAAAUGGCAAGCGUGGCCCGAUCUUUUGAUAAUUUAGAGGAAAUAUAAUUUGGGAGGGACUAGCUCUCCUGUCAUUAUAAUCUUGUUAUUACAGUCUCUAUAAAGCCAUGUCAUUCUAAUACACGCUACAGAGAUAGAAUUCCAGAGGGGUAGAGGUCUGAGCAGGAAGUCAGAAAUCUUCCGAGGAAAUUGGUGAGGUCGGUGAUCUGGGCUGGGCAGGAUUCGAUAGGUGGGUGCCAACAGCAAGGUGUUUGACCAUCUGUCAUGGCAGGGCAGCUGACGACUACAGCUAUCCUGCAAAUGAAGUGGGAGAUUGGACAGGGCACAGAGGUCUGCUUCGGUGGGGAAAGCGGUUUUGGACUAGCUGGGGCAGAGAACUGCCAGGGUGCACUCAAGAAGAUGUUCCUAGCAGAGGAAGAUCAAGUUCAGAUGCAGGCUUAGGAAAAUAGGUAACUUGACUAAAGAUAGCAGACCCAGCCUGCCCAGCUGGUUCAUGAAUAUAGUUUAAUUAAAUGGAUCAGGACAGGAGCAAAAAUAGGUUUUCCAGGGACCAUGGAUGGCCUUUGAUAGGAGAGUGGAGUAGAUACAGUGGGGUCAAGGCAGGACCUCACCUGAAGCCCCAGGUGAGGAGCCUUCGGGACCAGAUAGAGAAGGACCUGUAUAUAAAGAGGCGAUUAGGACGUUUUGGGGAGAUUUGAGAAGACAACCUGACUUGUCUCCGGAGAAAAUCUGAACUGGUUGGCUCAGCAGCCAAGAGAGACGGAGUUGAAAACAGAAUCGGGACCUCAUUACCCAUGGUGUCAGCCCAGCAAAUUUUUCUUAGUUGUCAUGGGCUGAAGAAUCUUCAUGGGAAGCUUUCAUUCCUUUGUGGACUUCCUAUCUUUCUUCUAUUUCUUAAUAAAUUCUUUUGAAAAAAACGUGAA
Messenger RNA from Ailuropoda melanoleuca (giant panda), 7558 nucleotides. It is a transcript of the gene TRIM56, whose product is annotated as tripartite motif containing 56. The record is from RefSeq and is a predicted model, not a curated record. Gene Ontology annotation, molecular function: ubiquitin protein ligase activity; zinc ion binding. NCBI's taxonomy places the organism in Eukaryota, Metazoa, Chordata, Mammalia, Carnivora, Ursidae. The transcript has 3 exons. Gene Ontology annotation, cellular component: nucleoplasm. Gene Ontology annotation, biological process: positive regulation of type I interferon-mediated signaling pathway; innate immune response. Bases 669 to 3002 code for a protein of 777 amino acids.